This is a messenger RNA of Amoebophrya sp. A120, 229 nucleotides long. The record is from the annotation of a GenBank genome assembly. Lineage: Eukaryota; Dinophyceae; Syndiniales; Amoebophryaceae.
GGGGAGCAGGCCGCUCUACUGCCUCUCAAGCAGAUACACCCCCGGUGGUCAUCGGGGUCAACAGCAGCACGACCAUAGACAUCGACCGGCUCCCGGCCGACAUGCAGCUGGAAGCGCUGACGGCGCAAGAUCUCCUCGACGGCGAACGAGACUCCGGAGACGAAGACGCGAGCCGCUUAUUACACAUUCAGUACGGACGGCAGACGAGCGGAAGCGAGCUGGGGGUUGA